CCGGUUGGAGGACCCGGGAUCGCGGACCGUGAAGCCGGGCUCGGUGUCCGGGCUGUGAGACGUUAACUCGGGUGUGGAAAUGACUGCCAGCAAAGCACCAGAGCCCGACACGGCUGGAUUUUGUUAUAUAACUGAGUGACAGACAUGCCUUUCACUCUUAAUGACCUCAGCACUGACGAUACGAUACCCUUUGACUAUUUUUGGGGUUUUUUUUAAAGUUUUAUAUACGCUUUAGAAAACUCACGGACGCUCCAAUAGUUAUAGUUGUCUUUUGCUCUAAUAGUAUAGUGCCCCCCCCCCGCCCUUAGCAUAUUAGUUUCAAGUUUCUUUUUUGACCGGAGGGGAAAAAAAAAUGUGAGUUGCAUUUAGGGAAGUUUAGGUUAGAUAUUAGGAAAAGCUCUCGCAAGGAGGGUAGAAAAGCACCGGCACAGGUUACCGGAGCGGUUGUGAAGAGGGAAUGUGGUGCCGCAACGUUUCCACACAGACGGGUGAGGUCCUGGAUCCCAGGCAUCAAAUCUAAAGCGUUUCCUAGUGUCUAGGGUCCGAAGGGACCUGAACGGAUCAUGAAGUCCGACCCCCUGCCCUGGGCUCCUAGGAGCGAGUGCUGGGAUCGUUGCACAACAGAUUGACCCAGAAGCCAUAGUACAGCGCUUUCGCGUGGGUUGCCUUAACUUGCACAUUUGGCUGUGGAAGGAGCUGGAAGAAAUUGGUAAAUAGCGAAAGACUGGUCUCUCCUAAAAGAAAAAGGGAAAGUUGUGGGGAUGCUCGUGGAUCGAAAAAACAAACAGCUCCAGGAACUGAGUGCUAGCAUCCAAGAAAGUACCGCAGACAACCGAUGACUUUGAAGAGGAAAAGCCUAUUUUGAGGAGGAGUGUCUCAAAGGCCCCCAGUGGAAAGAAGAAGAAGAAAGAAGAUGGUGACACUAGAGUUUACAGUCCAGCAACUAGAGCUACAAGCCAAAAAGAAUCAAAGUCAAGAGGAAAGGGGAAAAAUAACAAAGCUAUAAAAAAUGAAGGAAAUCCUAAAGAGGAGGAAAUGUGCAGUGGUUUACCAAGCCCCUCUGGGAACGGGAAGAGUUUGAAGAGAGAAUCCACUGUUAAAAAAGAGAUGGAUGAAAACAACGAUGGCAGCAAUGAUGAUGAAAGUGAGGAUGAAUGGGAGGAUGUGGAAGAACUCCAAGAGACAGUUCCAGAUAAAUCAGAAGAAGCUGUUGGUCUUCCUGCACUGGUGCUGUCCGGCAAACCAGUUGAAAUAGAGAUUGAAACUCCACAGCAAGCAAAACAAAGAGAGCGAAGAGAGAAGAGGAAAACUGAAUUUGAGACCUAUCUGCGGAGAAUGAUGAAACGUUUCAACAAGGAGGUUCAUGAGGAUACGCACAAGGUUCAUCUCCUAUGCUUGCUAGCCAAUGGUUUCUAUAGAACCAGAAUCUGCAGCCAGCCUGAUCUUCAAGCUAUUGGCCUUUCCAUCAUUCCUAACCACUUUACCAAAGUACCUGCUGGCCGGGUAGAUGUUCUCUAUCUCUCCAACUUGGUGAAAUGGUUUGUUGGAACCUUCACUAUCAACACUGAGCUCUCUGUUGAAGAUGGGGAGAACAUGCAGUGCAUCUUAGAAAGGCGCUUUGCCAUCUAUGCCGCACGAGAUAAUGAAGAGAUGAUUCAUAUAUUUUUAAUUAUUCUCCGAGCUUUACAGCUGCUCUGCCGACUUGUGCUGUCUCUCCAGCCCAUUCCUCUGAAGGAGGUGGCAGGAAAGGGGAAGAGCUCCUCUAAGAGGCCCUCUGUAAGUGGCAUGACAAAAGAGCAGGAGGGCUCUGCUAGAAAUCCUAAAAAAAGCUCUGGCCCAAGAGCUAAGCAAAAGGAGGCACUCUUAGACAAUGCAGGAGCAGAUAAGAAACCCAAGAAAUCGGACAUCCCUGGUAUUAAAAGGGCGAGUAAGUCAAAAAUGGCUAAGCAUGUCCAGGAACAGAAGGAAUCAAGUGCUGAGGAAGGCAGCCCAGGAGAAAAAGAAGAAGUGCUAAGGACCAAAAAUAAUCGCCGAAGAAGUGUAGCCUCAAAAGUGUCUUACAAAGAGGAGAGUGGAAGUGGUGGGGACAGUGAUUCAGAGUUUGAGGCUUCACAGGAAGAGAGUAGUGUCUCCGAUGAGGAUUUUGAAAUUGUUCCUAGAAAACAGAGGAGGUCAUCAGGGCCCCAGAAACCAGGGGUCACAGUCAAAAGCUGCAGGAAAGCUGGGCCUUUAGAAUCAAAGCUACCCAAGAAUUCAGGUGAAGCUGAGCAUGCAUUGGCAAAAAAGGCUUCCUCGGGCUCUUUUAAUUCACCCAAGAAAAGGAACAAAAUAAUUUCUACUGAUGAGGAUGAUAUGGAGCCGGAGAUGGUGAAAGUGACAAGCACAGACCAAUGGCUUGAGGUUUUUGUGGAGCGGGAAGACAAGUGGGUCUGUGUGGACUGUGUUCAUGGCACUGUCAAUCAGCCCCAGCUCUGCUUCAGAUAUGCCACAAAGCCAGUGUCCUACAUUGUGGGGAUUGACAAUGAUGGGUGCGUAAAGGACAUCACACAAAGGUAUGACCCUGCAUGGAUGACCUUGACGAGGAAGUAUCGCGUGGACCCUGAGUGGUGGGAAGAAACUUUGCAGCCAUAUAAGAGCCCCUUUGUGGAAAGAGACGAGAAGGAAGAAAUGGAGUUUCAAGUUAAGCUUCAAGAUCAGCCCCUGCCGACAGCCAUUGGAGAGUACAAAAAUCACCCUCUUUACGCACUAAAGAGGCAUCUUCUGAAAUACGAGGCCCUCUAUCCUGAGACAGCUGCUAUUUUAGGCUACUGCAGAGGAGAAGCUGUGUAUUCCAGGGACUGUGUGCACACGCUGCACUCAAGAGACACCUGGCUAAAGCAAGGGCGAGUAGUGAGGAUCGGAGAAGUGCCCUACAAGAUGGUGAAAGGAUAUUCCAACCAGGCGAGGAAGGCACGACUGGCAGAGCCCGCCAACCGAGAUAAAGACGACUUGGCUCUGUUUGGCUUAUGGCAGACAGAGGAGUACCAGCCUCCUGUGGCCGUGGAUGGAAAGGUGCCCCGGAAUGAAUAUGGAAACGUUUACCUCUUCCUGCCCCGUAUGUUACCAGUAGGCUGCGUGCAGCUAAAGCUUCCUAACUUGAAUAGAGUGGCACGGAAACUGGGCAUCGACUGUGUUCAAGCCAUCACUGGAUUUGAUUUUCAUAGCGGCUAUUCACAUCCGGUCACUGAUGGCUACGUAGUCUGUGAAGAAUACAAAGAGGUGCUUGUUGCAGCCUGGGAGAAUGAACAAGCAGAGAUGGAAAGGAAGGAGAAGGAGAAACGAGAGAAGAGAGCGCUGGGGAACUGGAAACUGAUGGUGAAAGGACUUCUCAUAAGGGAGAGAUUGAAGCAACGCUACUGCAAUAAGAGCGAGACCUCUAGGAUGGAAAAAGGAGCUGGAUUUUCUUCUGAUGAAGAGGAAGGGCCAAGUUCAGAGACUCCAGCAGAGGAUGUGGCUGCUUUUUGGCCUCUAAAUCGACAAGUGGAGAAACAGUUUGAAGAGAAGAAAGUCAGAAAGAGCAAGCGGGAAAAGAAAGGAGAAGCGGCACAUUUGUUUCCCUUUGAGAAGUUAUGAACAGAACAGACCUUUCUUUGCAUUUGGUUUCCAGAUGCAAGGAGGAGGUGCUUGUUUUCUUCCUUGUAAAUAAUUACCGAGUGUGGAAGUAUGUUUGACACUUUCCACUAGCUUGGGUUUGAAUGAGGAGUCUUAGUUGUAUAAAUACAGCAGUGAGGAGAUAUGGUUGUGUAUAAAAAAUAUAUCACGCGAGCUUAAUGGCCCAGUAAGAGUCUUCAGCUCUCUUGUGUUUGCAUUUCUGAAGACACAAAAAUAAUACAAAGACCUUCUCUCCAAUCUAGCAUCAAGAGCUGUCUUAAACGACAAACUGGAUCCAUUUUAUCCCCACUUGUUUUGGAGUUAUGGGUAAGUGCAUUAUCCUUUUCGUCCAGGGAGUUUUGAAGACCAGAUCUAUAGAUUAUCUUCUGAGAAGAGUGACCUACUGCAGGUAUUUUUUCCCUUUAGCCAUGUAUUGUCACCACCCAGUUUAUUGUUGCAUCUUUUUUGGCCUGUCUCCUUCCCCUAGUUUUGCUUGUUUGUUAGAGAACAUAAGCAACUGCUGUUAAGUGAUACCAGGUAUGCUAUUAUUACAGUUCUGGAGGCAACCCCCUAGUAGAGUCUCAAAUGAACAGUAUAAUAGAAUGUUUACUCCUAUCAUCACAAAAGUGCAAAUGUCUUCUAUAGGCCUUUAAGAACCUGGAGGAGUCUUAACUUUUACUUCCUAGUGAACUCAGGUCCUUUUGAGAACUUGAUUUUAUUUUUCAAGUCUUAAAUCAUCCCUUCCAUCAGCUCUUUUGUGGGAAAAGAAAAAGCACCUCAUGUUUGAGUCUUGUCCUCACUUUUGGAUACUAUCAUGUUGUAAUUCUUAAGUUUUGGAGGGAGGAGUUAUGUCAUUUUAACUCAUUUGGAAGUACAGUAACUGUACCUCUACUGCUGAGUCACUCUUCCUUCAGGUCAGUUUUGAUAAUGAAAGUAGAUUAGAGUAUGCUACUUAAGGAUUUGCAAGAUAGGCUAAGUGCUGUUGUGAUUAAUCAAAUUAAGUGUAGGGAUUUAGCAAUUUGGUAAAUGUUCUCGUUUUCUGUAGCAAGUUUCACAUUCUGGAUCUUUCCUAGCACUCUGAAACUUGUGUUUCAAAUAGUGUAAGGGAAUUUAAAUCCACAGAAAUUGUUUUCAUACAGUUUUAAAUGGAAAUAUUCAAUCUGGUUUUCACAAUUGUUUUUGGAACACCUAUAUUGACCUGACUGUAUCCCUUUAGAGUAACCUUAUCUUUUCUUAUUCUCAUUGUAAUAUAUGGAAAGGAAGAUUAGAAAUAUAGAAAAAAAGUAAUUAUUUUUGUACUGGACUUUGGUAUAAAGUAGAAUAAAUAAAUAAAGUACUGUUAUUCCUUUUUUAGAGGGAUGAUUUUUA
Alligator sinensis (Chinese alligator) is the source of this 4998-nucleotide messenger RNA. It is a transcript of the gene XPC, whose product is annotated as XPC complex subunit, DNA damage recognition and repair factor. The transcript is spliced from 16 exons. Gene Ontology annotation, biological process: nucleotide-excision repair; mismatch repair. NCBI's taxonomy places the organism in Eukaryota, Metazoa, Chordata, Crocodylia, Alligatoridae. Gene Ontology annotation, molecular function: single-stranded DNA binding; damaged DNA binding. Gene Ontology annotation, cellular component: nucleotide-excision repair factor 2 complex; XPC complex; nucleus. The coding region runs from base 1036 to 3612 and encodes 858 amino acids. The record is from RefSeq and is a predicted model, not a curated record.